ACGGCUCCUAUUAGAGUACUCCUUUUAGACUUCUAUCUCCUGCUGGAUAUUGGUUUUACAGACCCACUGCCCUCUGUCUUCCUCUCCUGUUUCUGAACCACCGCCCCUGUCUUCCUCUUCGUCUCGGCGAACUCCGUAGCUGGACACUACUUAUCAUUCCAUCUCUCAAGGACUUCAUCUCCGCUGAAGCUUUAAGAUUCAAAGGCUGAUGCAAGAGAAGUUUCACUAGCCGAAGCCCUUAAGAUGCAUCUGACCAAGAGCAAAGAAGCUAGAACAGUAAGAGACUGGGAAUCAGUAGAAGAGGAGAGCCAUUUGGCAAUCUCAUCUGGUGCAGAUUCUUCUCCUCAGAUAUAUGCUUUAAAAGCAGAGGCCUCGCUGAAUCUCAGGAAACACCAUGAAGCCUAUACCAUAAUUCAAAAAGGGCCAAACUAUGACACAAAUUUAUGCAUCCAGUUUUUGGGGGCUACUGGUUGUUCUGAUCUAUUAACAACCAAAGCACAAGUUUACAUGGCAGCUAGCAGAUUUGAGGAGGCAGUGGCGGCUGCUCAAUGUGCAGCGAAACUUGAUCCAACCGAGGAGGCAAAAGCUACAGCAGAGAGGGCUCUGGCCUUGGCAUCACCUCGAUUAGAAGGCAACCAGUUGUUUAAAGCAUUAAGAUUCUCAGAUGCCUUGAAAGUGUACACUGAAGGACUACAACAUCAGGCACUUAAUUCUAUAUUAUUAUGCAAUCGUCAUCAGCACACUUGUCAGCAAAUUGUUUGAGAUCAGAGUGCAAAGAGCAGGUGAGCCUGGAAGCAGAGGACUCCACUACAAAGGCUUUGGAAAGGCAUUGAGAAGAAGGCUUGAGCUGCAAUCCUGGUCGCCCCAGUUUGGUGAGCUGCAUAAAAGUUGCAGCCUCUUAGCAUAUAUGCAGUACCAUCAACUUGUGGAAAGAGGCUACACACCACUAAGAGGUAGACCUCUUUCUGUGAUUAUGAUCUAGAAAUAAAAUUACCUUUUCUUUUUAUAAUUAAAGACGCUAAUAGCCACCAAGUCUUUGACAAGAAUUGAACCUAUGUUAAGUAGUUAUUCUUAUUAUUCUGUAUUGCACUAUGCCUUUAUGAAAAUUCCUAUUUGUCUUCGUAUUCUGUAUUGCACUAUGCCUUUAUUACAAUUCCUGAUUCUCUAGCUGUCUUGGAGCACUACUCCACAAAACAUAUUGUUAAAGUAGUUAAUAGUUUUCUCAACUGACUUUUACAUUUUAAGCAUAUCAUGGAACCAUGAACUAGGUUGCAUUAGUAAAUCCAAUAUGAUUAAAUACCAUUAUAUUAAUUUAAUAAUAAAACACUAAAAAUAAUAUUAAGCUUACAAAUAAUAAAAUAAAAAUAAUAUGGUCGCCCGUGCUUCGCACAUGGGUAUAAUUUGUAGUCCUAUUUUUUCUUCACAUUUUUUGGUUUCGUUACUUUUUCACGUUUUCUGAUUUUGCCCCAAUAUUAUAAUACUUACAAACCGACUCCUAUUAGGACUCUCUCUCCCAACAAAAAUUCACUUUGCAGACAAAAUCAAAUACUGCACAGCCCUCUAAUUACAGCACCAUAGCUACCAUAGCCCGUUGUCUAUCUCUUCAUCUAGGCGCGAGCUCAUGUGUUGCUUUUCAUUCCAUCUCUCAAGAUCACUACUUAAUUCAUCUCCCCUGGAGAGAGGAACAGAGACACUCUCAACCACUCCCUCUGUGUACGAUUCACCAAUUGAAAAAAUGGCUACGAUCAACAAUCAAGAUAACAACAACAACAGGCAAAUCAAUAACGUUGCUUCCUCCAAACAUCCACUUCAAUCUGCCAAAUCGAUCGAUACCCAAUCUGUUCUCAAAAGGCUGCAGGCAGAGCUGAUGUCGCUAAUGAUGGGAGGUGAUCCUGGAAUUUAUGCAUUUCUUGAAGAGGACAACAUAUUUUGCUGGAAAGGAACAAUUACAGAGAGCAAAGAUACGGUGUUUGAAGGAACAGAGUAUAAGCUAUCCCUUUCCUUUCCGACGGAUUAUCCUUUCAAGCCUCCAAAGGUUAAGUUUGAGACAGGGUGUUUCCAUCCUAAUGUGGAUAUCUAUGGAACUAUAUGCCUAGACAUUCUUCAGGAUAAAUGGUCAUCAGCUUAUGAUUUGAGCAUUAUACUGCUUUCUAUACAGAGCCUUCUUGGAGAACCAAACACGAGUUCCCCUUUGAACACCUAGGCAGCAGCACUGUGGGAAAAUCAAGAAGAAUACAGGAAGAUGGUGGAGAAAUUGUACAAGCCUGCAGCUUAGCUUCUAACUUCUUUACAUUUGGACAGCGUGAAAGGGGAGGAUGAAGGAGAUUAUUAUUAUCAUUCUUAUAGUAAUAGAUCGCAUAUCAUAUUGCCUUUCCUCCUAUGUUCUAUUCCUUUAAUUCUGUCUUGCGGAGAGGGAUUUCAAUGGCAUACCUAGCCAAAAUUGUUAUUGUACAACUAUUGCAUAAUUCUGCAUUUAGUUCUGGCUAAGAGAGGGAUUAUUAUUGUUUCAAAAAAAAAAACCUCCUAAGUUCUUAUAGAGGUUGCAUUUCACUUGAAUGGUCUUGGUUAUUUUGCUUAAAAAAGGCUAUCAGUGAUCUUUUACACUCCUGGCUUCUACCCUGUCCAUCCCCUUUUACUUGCCUACAAGACUAAUCUGGUACAUUUAUUAUGGAGCACAACUCAACUGUAGCCUGAAUCUUUCAUGAGAGUGUCGUACUUGUAAUUAUCUUUUAAUUUCUAAUUCUAAUUCAGAUAAUAUCUGAAAAUAGGUAACAGAUGCCUUGAAGAUUUAUAGCCUUUUCUUAUAGGCUCUUAUAUAAAUUCGUUACAUCUUUUUGUGGAAAAUAUAUAGAUCCUGAUAUGUAAUUUUAUUAGAUGUUCAA
Messenger RNA from Daucus carota subsp. sativus, 2882 nucleotides. RefSeq names its product ubiquitin-conjugating enzyme E2 20-like. The record is from RefSeq and is a predicted model, not a curated record. Lineage: Eukaryota; Viridiplantae; Streptophyta; Magnoliopsida; Apiales; Apiaceae. The transcript is spliced from 8 exons. The coding region runs from base 1622 to 2203 and encodes 193 amino acids.